AUGCGCAAGGAAAGGGAGAGCGCGGCCAAGGUGCCGCCGAUUCAGGAGGAGGGUGGUGAGGCGGCGGACCAUGUGGGUGCCUUGUACAACCUGGGCCGCCUCACGCGCGGGCGAGGAAUCAGCGAGAGCAAGGCGGAUUGGGAGCGCCAUGACGCCAUGCAGCUGGGCCUGCAGGACGAGGCCGCCUUCGCACAGCUGCUGGAGGCGAUCCAGCGCUGCAUCCCUGGCCUGGACUUGAAGGGACUGUCCCGGGUGCUGAUGGGCCUGGGCGACACCCACGAAGACCUGCCCUUUGGCCAUGCCAAGACGCCCAGCGCCCACCUCCGCCGCGUCUUCGGCCUGGUGGACGCGGCCUGUGAUGGGCUGCUGGCGAAGUGGGAGGAGGCCACGGACGACCGGGACCUGGGCUUCCCCCUCUUCGCCCUGUCCAGGCUGGGGAUUUACAAGCAGGAGGUCUUUGACACAGCGUCGGGACUGCUGGCUGCCAAGCUUGGGUCGGACCAGCCUCUGCCCAAGGAAGCCUUGCGCCAGUGGCUGCUGGCCUGCAACAGUGUGAGUCACUCCUUAGUGGAGCAUCAAGGGGCCAUUGCGGCAUACCGGCCUGCGGAGGCUUGGGCAAAGGAGGAGCCCAGCCGGCUACACCAGCUGGCAGGGGCGCUGGUGUCCCUGCCUCACCCUGACCCUUUGCUGGCAGAGGUGGUGCGAGAGGUGGUCCGAAGGCCGGUGAAGGAGUUGCACGCCAGCAAGGCGGUUGCCUUAUAUGGCUUGCAGGCGGUGCGGCUCCUGGGGGAGGCCGGGCAGCUGGGCGCCGCGCGGCUGCCGCCGGCGGUGGCCCGGGAGCUGGACCGCGCCUUGGAGCGGAAGAGCCGCGCCAUGCGCCGCAGCUCGCGCCUGGAGGCCGCGGUGGGCCAGGCUCUGGCGGAGGGCGGCUUCCAGCCGCGGCCCGGCGUGGUGGUCAGGCCAGGCCUCUCGGCCGACUUCGCGUGCACGCGCCGGAGCGCGAGCGGCGGGCGCGGCGGGCGCGGCGAGGGCGGGGACUUCUUUGUGGAGGUGGAUGGCCCGUCCCACUUUUGCGUGCAGCCCUUUUGGCGCCUCCGGGGCCGCACGGUGCUGAAGCAGCGGCUCUUCGCCGCCCAGGGCCAAGCGCUGAUCUCGGUGCCCUACUGGGUGGCAGCACCCCCAGGCGCCUACGCGCGCCGGGACGAGUGCGCCACGAAGCCACGCCUGGAGGUGAACCAACAGGAGCUGGAGGGGCUCAUUGCCGAGCAGCUGGAGCAGUUCCAUCGAUCUCGCGAAGUGUGA
Messenger RNA from Effrenium voratum, 1302 nucleotides. The record is from the annotation of a GenBank genome assembly. Lineage: Eukaryota; Dinophyceae; Suessiales; Symbiodiniaceae.